GGAAUCAGUGCGUUGCUAACUUUAGCUUUAACACAGACUUCAGCUGGAAUCACAGACUUUAGGUUUAGUUUAGUUGAAGUAUUCUAAGUGUGUGGGAGCUGUAGGUUCACCAGACGAAGACACGGAGUGUGGAAGACGGGCACGGACUGAAAAGAAUGAGUCUAUCUGAGCAGCAGGGCAGUAGAGGGGAAGUGGAGGUGAAAGAAGAGGAGGAGGAGGAGGAGGAGGAGGAGGAAGAGAAGAGAAUGGAGGAGGACAUCCCUCUAUUGGCCCUUGCACCUGAUGCUUCGCUCCCAGAGGAGCAGCCCUCUGUCAGUACUGAUGUUCCUGAUAGUCCUGCCUUCCAUUUCCUGGAUGAGUUGUUGUUGUUGGGAAAAAUCAGCCAGUCCAAAGCAACCAGACUGAAAUCCAGCUACAGGCGACUGAGUAACACUCUGAAGAGUGCCCAGGACUGUGAGCUCCAGCGUUUGGGGGAGGCUAAGAGGUCUCGUGCUGAGCUGGAGAGGCUGCACACUGAGCUGGAGAGAACAGAGGAGCAGAGCAUCUCCGAGGAGCCCGAGAGUGAGGUCAAAGAACUGAGGCAGCAGCUCCUGCGGGCAUACAACGAACUGAGGGCUGCCGAGAACACGCAGUACAACACACAACUCCGACUGAAGUGUCUGUGGGAGGAGAAGCGGUACCUGGAGAGAGAGAGUGAGACUCAGCUGAAACCUGCUGAGAUGGAGAGCAGAAUAAAAGCCCUGCAGGACAAAAAUGAGGAUCUGAGGAUAGAGGUGGCUCAGAGACAAGUGGAAGUCAGAAGUCUCACUGAAGAUGUGGAAACCCAUGAAGCUCAGAUACUGAGAGAACAGAAAGAGCUGGAGGACCAGAAGGAGAUCAUAGAGCUCAAAGAGGCGGAGAAAGCCCAGCUCAUCAGCGUACCUGACCAGAUAUUAGAGAAGAUGAAGAGGAAACGCUCCAAGAAGGAAGCCGCUCUGAAGGAAAUAGAAGCACUAAACGCAGAGAUCUCCGAAACGGAGCAGCAAGUGCAGGAGGUGGAAGUACGAAACCGAUCCCUCAGGAUGAGGAGGGAGGAGGUGAUGCAGAAGCUGGAGGCUCUCCAGGCCCAAGUCGAAGCCAGUCAGAGAGAGUGCAGACAGCUGCUGAAAGAACAGGAAGUCAGCAGGGAGGAGGAGGUGGAAUUCAUUGGGACCAGAGGUAUCCUGGAAAUGAAGCUACAGGACGUCAUGUGUGACAGAAAGCACCUGUUCGAGAGCCAGUCUGUGCAGCUCAGGGAGAAAAAUAGGCAGAUGCAAGCCCUCAAGAGGAUGGAGCACGCGUUGACCACGGCCACGGAGCAGCUAGGACACGUGCAAUCGAUCCACAGCGAGCUGCAGGCCCAGUUAGAUGCCGUUCCCGGAAGAGAGGCCGGCGCUCAGCAGAGGAUGGAGCUUCAGAAGGAGGUGGACGCUCUUAAAGUCGGCUUUGAAAAACAGCUUUCUGUGGCGGAGGAGGAGAGCCAGAAGAAGCGUCAGUACGGGACGAUUCAGGAGCUGCUGAAGGAGUCGAACCUCCUCAGAGAGGAACUCCACCACCUCAGAUGUCUCACCAAGAUCAAAGUUGAGGAGAGGGGCCAGAAGCACCGCGAACUGCUCAGGGCCGAGCAACUGCACCAGCUCAUCCAGUACGAGCUGCGAGAGAAAGACCUGAUCAUCAUGGACCACAACAAGCUGAAUACUCUGCUUCAGCGCAGAAUAUCACAGUAUUCUAAACUGUGCGACAUGUUUACGGAGGAGAAGAAUAAGUACGUCAAGCUGAAGCAGUUCGCCUCGCAGUCGUUCACAGAGCUGACGGAGCAGCUCAGGGUCCUGGAGAACGAGACGGAGAUCCAGCACACCAUCGUCGUCAACAAGGACAGAUUCCUCACAAAGGCUCGUAUGAAGCUCUCCAACUGCUCCAAAAUGAGGGACAAGCUGCGCAAUGACAUCUCCAAGGUUGCAUGGAAGCACCAUCAGAUCAGUCAGGAUGGUGACGACCACAAACUCGAGCUGGCGAAACUCACCCAAAUGAUCAACCUCCAGGAGCAGGCACUUCUGGAGAUCAACAAGAACCAUGAGACGGCUGUGCAGUGUCGCAAUUUUCUUGGCAUCCAGCUGCUGGAGCACGAGGAGGUGUUGUUCAACUACCGCGAGAAGGUGAACGUCCAAGAGGCGGCCGUCGGUAAGGGCAACGUGGCGCUGGAGACGUUGGAGAGGGAAAUGAAAGAUCUGCAGUCGGCCAUUAGCGAGGAGAGGAGACAGAUUGAGCUGAAGAAGAAGGAGGUGCCCCUGAAGAGAAAGCUGGACGGAGAGAUUGCCGUGUUGCAGAUAGAGCUUUCAGAAGCCAGGGACAAGACACUUGAAUGUCUGAAUCAAACUGUGGCUUACAAAGAAUUAAAAGGCGACGACCCAACGACAAAAGAACUGGUCAGGAAAAUGGAGCAGCUCAAGGUGAAUCUUGCCGAACGCGAGAGGCAGCUGCUGGAAAAAACUCUCCUCGUGGACCAGGUGACCCGUCUCUCGAAGCCGCUCAGCGAGCAGGAUGAGAACUGCCGACAGGACCGACUCUCGCUGGGGAAGAAGCUGAACGAGAUCCGAGCCCAAAUAAUCGAAGCCACCCACCGACUGAUGGCCGUUUCUGCCGAACUUUCCAUGAAGCAAGCUGCUUCUUUGUCUCAACAGCAAGAGAUCAAAGAGAGAGAGCUCCAGAUGGACAGGUGCCAGCGGCGGCAGGAGCAGGGCCUGCCACCGUGCCCUGAGAUGGAGGAGGAGUGGAGGAGGAUGCUCCGGAACAAGAGGAGGCGGCAGAGGGACAAAGAGGAGCGAGAGAAGCUGGCUCAAGAAGAAGAGUGGAACCAGUUGCCAAAUGGAGAGUUCACCACGGCUGAGAGCCGUCCCAACGCGUACAUCCCCGAGACCGACUCGCUCCCUCUGCCCAAACCCUACGGAGCCCAGGCGCCAUUCAAACCCUCGCAGCCAGGAGCCAACAUGAGACACAUCCGUAAACCAACGCUCAAACCCAUCGAGAUGUAAGAAACAACAUGUGCACCUCAAGGAAUGUAUGCGUACACAUCAUGGCUGCACUCAUUUCAUUAAAGUGUCCCUGAGAGAUAUUUCAUUUUUACUUGUCAGGGGAAAUUAAGAAAUUGAGAAUUUAAUGUUUUAAAUAUAUUUUCUACUGCAUUUGGCAAAUCAAUAAAUGUGUGUCUGCACCUCCCUGCUCCUCGUGUGUGUUUUCACCCUAAACCCACCACUGCUGUUUUCUCUUGUUUGUGUACUUGUCGACUGCAUCUGGUUGUAAUUUAGUUCCCUUUUUUGUUUUUUUUUACAUUUCCUGGUAAGAGUUAACUGCAGUCUGCUAACAGUAACAACAAGUCCAGUGAAAAACAGGAAACGUGGGAGAUUGAAUUGUCUCACUAUCUUUCUUCUUCAUUCCACAUGUUUCUGCGUGUUCCUUGUUGUCUCUCGCUCUUGUAAUCUUGCGGCCGAUGAAUAAACGGCAGCGUGUCUAAGCUCUUAAUGUCUGGGACCAUGAAUGUAAAUAUGGAGAGGAACACAAGGCUAUAAAGAGCAUGGAGAAUGACAAAGAGAGCGGAGAAUUUAAAUGAAGAGGAACGGGAGACGACAGCUGAAGAAAAAGGGAGUCGUGGUGGAAAACGGAUGAAAGUGAAGUUGUAAACGGGGUGGAGAGUUCAGAGUGAAGACAGAAAAGUCUCACAGGGGAUCACAGCUUGUGAGCAUGUGUGUGUGUUUGACACUGACGUUAUGCACCGUGGCUGAUUCUGAAGUUAACGGUUUGAAUAGUUGAAAUAAUUAGCUCAAGCUUAAUGGAUGAGCAGUUUGAGUUAUGCACAAAAAGAAAUGGAUAAAUCAUUGAAAGAAAAUGAAGAUUAAUUGACGCCUAAAAGGAAAAUAUUAACAGUUGAAUAGUUCAUCUAACGGGUAGCUAGCUAAACGUUUGAAGCAGUUCGUUAGCUCCUGAAAAAGUAAUGAAUAAAACCAUAGACAAGAUGGACGACAUGACAG
Molecule: messenger RNA, 4043 nt
Organism: Hippoglossus stenolepis (Pacific halibut)
Lineage: Eukaryota; Metazoa; Chordata; Actinopteri; Pleuronectiformes; Pleuronectidae
Gene: ccdc146
Product: coiled-coil domain containing 146
Exons: 23
Coding region: 156-3050 (964 amino acids)
Cellular component (GO): cytoskeleton
Source: RefSeq, a predicted model, not a curated record